AUGGUGAUUUUAUUUGCACUGUCAAAAGUUACCGACUUAUUAACAACAACAUUUGUCGUGCAAGUGGAAGUCAACUCGCGGUGUCAAUUUGGGGAAGGCCUGGUACUUAAUACCACGGGCCCGUUCCUGACGGCUGCACCCCCAUCGAAUGGGAUCCCAUACAUUGUCGCUCAUAAUGCACAGUACUUCAGCCUCAACAACACAUGUCCUAUCGGCAUCUAUGCAAAGGUUAAUCGAGACAUCACCUUCUGUCCGGACACACAAGAUAUUCUGGGCAGCUGGGUCUGUUCAACCGGCGACACCCGCACGUAUACCCCAGGCUACAACCAGCUAUCCCUGGCCGAGGACUUGAUAAAUCAAGGCUUGCUGUAUCCCAAUGCAACGUUCGAAUAUUCUGGCUUCGGUGGGGGCUAUUAUAAUCAUCUCGUGGCAUGGAGCAGCUCGGCAGCUCUUUCGGGCAACGCCAUCAACACUACCUGGGAUGUACGUGCUGCGAUUCAAACCAACGCAUCCCCGUUCGACGACAACGUCACAAUGCUUGGCAUAUCCUGCAGCAUGACUGCUCCCCCUGUGGAGACAAUUAUCAGAGCGAUGAACUCGACAGCUACCCUCGAGGGUUGGAAAGCGACCUUCCAGGGGUUGAUGUACUACGGGACCGGUACACCGUGCGUUACCAAUCCUGCCCUCGAGCUGGCUAUCCUCCUCAAUACUCUGACAAUGGUCCAAGGAGGCGAUAACAUUCUUCUAUCUAUCCGAGCACCGAACGCGGAUCAAACCCAGGGAUGUAUCGUUCCCGCAACUGAUGUGCCCCCAGUUAUCAUGGCGCUUGUUCUCAUCGUUGCCGGAUCUUUUGUCUCACUGAUCGUAGUUUUUCUCGUAUAUACUUGGCAAAUGCGAUUCACGCACCGCGGUUUGCAGCCGUCUAUCAAGUACCUACCUGAUGGAGUCAUUGGAUGGGCUGUGAAGGCUGCGCAGGAGCAUCGAGACAGUCGUGAGCCGGACGAUGGACAAUAUGCGAGAGUCCGGCGUCGAGAAAUUAAGAAUUGGCUCAUUGGAUACGAGGAUGGGCAACCUAGACUAAGGAUGCUCCAGCCUUAUCGUUGA
Penicillium daleae is the source of this 1104-nucleotide messenger RNA. RefSeq lists its product as uncharacterized. The coding region runs from base 1 to 1104 and encodes 367 amino acids. The record is from RefSeq and is a predicted model, not a curated record. The transcript has a single exon. Lineage: Eukaryota; Fungi; Ascomycota; Eurotiomycetes; Eurotiales; Aspergillaceae.